Messenger RNA from Ficedula albicollis (Collared flycatcher), 3771 nucleotides. RefSeq names its product glutamate rich 3 (gene ERICH3). The transcript is spliced from 19 exons. NCBI's taxonomy places the organism in Eukaryota, Metazoa, Chordata, Aves, Passeriformes, Muscicapidae. The coding region runs from base 1 to 3771 and encodes 1256 amino acids. The record is from RefSeq and is a predicted model, not a curated record.
AUGUACCCCAGUGUGCAAACUGUGGAAUACCUACUACUUCUUGAAACCUAUAACAGUCUUACAGACAAACACCUGGUUGGAUAUUUCAGCAAUGCCAGGAUAAGACGACACCUUCAGAAAUCAGGACUGAUCUCAAGGAGUGGCAGAAUCAUACCUGAGAGGGAAUACCGCCUCAAUGCCAUGAGGAGGGAGCGGCAGAGACACGCCCAGCAGUGCUUGGCCGAUGCCAUUUUCCGAAAAGUCCUCGACAUGGAGAUCUCAAGGAGUGGCAGAAUCAUACCUGAGAGGGAAUACCGCCUCAAUGCCAUGAGGAGGGAGCGGCAGAGACACGCCCAGCAGUGCUUGGCCGAUGCCAUUUUCCGAAAAGUCCUCGACAUGGAGCGCCAUCGCCAGCUGGGGAGGAGAAACAAACUUGGCUGUACUGGGGGGAGAGACAGGAUGCAGCCAGACAAGUUGGAUCACAUCCGAGAAUCCCUGGAGGAAAUCAUCCACGUGCACUGCCCACACCCACCUCUGGCUCCCAGGCACCAUCACGGGCUCUGCCCUUUGGUGACUGCAGAAGAAUCUUGCUGCUCUCAAUGUAGGCUGCCUGGACUUGGAGUUGGUUGUUGUGUUGGACAUUGUGCUCAUCCUCACCGAAUCAGGGAGACUUUCUCCUCUAAGGUGAGUUCCCUGUGGCCGAGCCCCGCUGCAGGAGAUGCCCUGAGUUCAGGAGCAGCUCCAGAAGGAUGCCCUGGGUUAGGAGCAGUUCAGAAGGAUGCCCUGGCCCGGACAGCGCUCAGGGGCCCCCUGCCCCCCGAGAGGCGCCUGCAGCCCACCACCGCCUUCAACGAGCAGCUGCUCAUCCGGAACACUCGAGGGUACCCCAAGUCCCCGCUGUGCAGCAAUGCCUUUGUCACCAUGGUCUACCUGGGAAGGAGUAAGCACGUGUCCCUUGGCUACAAGGACGAAGUCAAAGUCUACCAGCAAUACUGUGGAACAGAGAACAUUUGUGUCUACAAGGGCGAGCUGAUGGAAGGAGACACCUUCCAGUUCGUGUCCAAGCGGCACCUGGGCUUCCCGUUCAGCCUGACGUUCGUGCUGAACGGGACGGAGGCGGAGCGGCUGAGCAGCUGCUGCGAGUACCGGCACCUGCGGCGCGGCAGCGGGAGCAGGAGCGGGAACAGGAGCGGGAACCGGAGCGGGAGCAGGAACAGCUACUUCAGGGUGCUGCACGUGGCGGGGGCCCCGCCCUGCUACAGGUGCAUUGUUGCCAUGGGCCUGGACAAAAAGCCAUCCCCUCCCAAGAGGAAGGGCAGAUCCUGUGAGGUGAAGCACGUGUGUCCCUGUGGAUGUGCUGUGUGCUGUGAACUGUGUGACAGCAGCACCGAGCCCAAAUCCACGGCAGAGUCAGCCUCAGUCACCAGCCGGAGCCACGGGACCAGCGCAGAGACGGUGCAGAGGACGCUGGAGACUGAGGAGGAGUCCAGCGAGGAGGAAACAGAAAACCAGUGCUGUGAGGAGAGCGAGGAGUGCGAGGAGAGCGAGGAGUGCGAGGAGAGAGAAGAGAGUGAGGGAGACACCAGCAAAGAAGAAUAUGACGAAGAUUUUGAAGCAUAUGAAGAAGUUAAUGAAGAGGGGCAGACUGGUGAUCAAGUGAAUGGCAUGGCAGAGGCACCCUCAGAUGAUAAGAACCACGAUUUAGACUCUGGGAAGGAGAGUGAGGCCUCGUGCCAGGAGGCUCUGGGGGCCUGUGACAGGGAGGAGGAUGGAAGCGAUGGGUGCUCUGGAGGCAGGGACUCCGAAGGUGAUCCACAAGAGAGGAGGCCUGCAGACUCUCUCUCAUCCAUGAGCGCUCAGGGCAGCACUGGGGCUGACUCUCAUGCUGAAAUGAUGGCAGACAAUGUGAAUGGCAAAGAGGACUGCAAUUUCAAAAGUACAUCUGAUAGUGCAGCACAUGCACACUAUGGAAACGAGAAUGGGGAGAAGAAACUGCUCAGAACGGAGGAAAAUCAGGAGAUUUCUGCACUGGAAAAGAAAGGAAUAGAUGAAGCAGAAAAGACAAAACCAGAAGAUCUGACAGCAAGGAAAGAUACAAGAAUUUCUCACGAAAACAUAAUGGCAAUGCAGCAUCCAACUCCUGGGGUUAAUGGGGAAUUCAAACAGCCUGGACCAGGAGGAAGUGGCACGAACGAGGAGGACUGUCCUGCAGUGCCCUGGGGAAGCAGGGCACCGGGCACGGAGGGGGGCAGCGAGGAGAGUCCUCGGGGUGAGGAAGGAGGGGGUUUUGAAGGUUGCAAACCAGUCCAGGAGGAAAUAGCAAAAGCAAGUGGAAGUGAUCAUCCUAUGAAUUCUUACCCUGAACCUGGUGAUUCGUGUGCCACUGAGGAAGAAAAGAACGCAGCAAAUACAGAGCGUGGUGCCAGUGGAGCACCGGAUGGAAGCUCCUCGGCAGCGGGACAAGCGGCACGAGAAGGGCGGGGGACAGCGCAGGGACGAGCCCUGGAGCAGGGCGGUGCCGAGGGACCUGCCGGCAGCGGAGAGGCCGCAGGAGAGGCUGCAGGGGCCGGAGGAGAAGAUGCACGGGCCGGAGCAGAAGCUGCAGGGGCCGCAGGAGAGGCUGCAGGGGCCGGGGAUUCGCUGCCCCAGGCGGGCACCGGGGCUGCGCUGCGCGAACCCGCACCUGAGGAAGGCGCCGCGGCACAGGAACACCCCAAAGGAAAGGGAACAGGGGAGGCGGGGGGACCGGGCACAGGGCAGGCAGGGGGACCGGGCACAGGGCAGGCAGGGAGGUCAGGAACAGGGGAGGCAGGGGCACCGGGCACCGCGGUGUCACCCGGGGAGCAGCAGGUGCUGCCGGAGCCCGUGGACAGAGAGGUGCCACUGGCAGAGGCUGGGGGACAGGGGCCAGCUGGGGCACUGCCAGGGUGGGGGGCACACACGGGGCUGCAGGGGGCCGGGGGCAGCACUGAGGAGGAGGAGGAGGCUGCAGAGGAAGGGCUCAGAGCAGCAGAGGAGCAGGCGGGUGAGGCAGGGCAGUGCCCAGGGCAGGGGGCGAGGGACACGGCGGCGGGCGCCGUGACACGGGCAGAGCGGGCUGCGGAGCGCGGUGGCCGGGCAGCAGGUGACACUGCCAUCGGCCCUGAACAAGAAGAGAGUGCUGGAGAGGGCAUUGCUGAAGGGGAGGGGGCUGUGUGGCAGCCUGGGACUCUCUGGGAAGCACUAGGGGAUAGAGAAACAGGACAAGCAACGCCCGGAGAGGAAGGGUUUGUAAAGCCGGCUGAGUUUUCCCAGCUGAACGCGUCAGGGGAAGAGUGGGCGGAGAUGGGGAAAGCCGGAGCAGCAGCACCUGAGGGUGCCCAGGGACGGGAGGAGGGAGGGAACGCUCUCCGGAGAGUGGAGGACACGGUGGAGCCUGACGAGGGUCCUGUACUGGAAGUGACACCUGGGUUGGGGGCACUGGGGGGUGCUCGGGGGGAUCCUGGCACCGAAGGGUCACCGCCGCUGCCGGCAGAGCAGGAGGAGGAGGAGGAGGGUGCAGCAGAAACACUUUGGGAUGGCCCAAAGUCUGGGAGCAGCGAAGCAGAGACACAGAGAGCAGCGGAAGGAAAACCCGGGGCAGAGGUGGUGGGGGGGUCUGCAGGGGCGGGCUGGGGACGGGAGGAGGAGAUUCUGGAGGCACUGGCGGAGCCCGGGGAGCGCUCGGCCUCCCUGCUGCUCUGGAGCUCGCCUGUUCCCUACCUGAGCUUCUGCAGCUCGGCCGGGGGAGCAGAUCAUCAUCUGCCCAAUUAG